Mercenaria mercenaria is the source of this 2419-nucleotide messenger RNA. RefSeq lists its product as uncharacterized. NCBI's taxonomy places the organism in Eukaryota, Metazoa, Mollusca, Bivalvia, Venerida, Veneridae. The record is from RefSeq and is a predicted model, not a curated record. The transcript has 2 exons. Bases 151 to 2256 code for a protein of 701 amino acids. Gene Ontology annotation, molecular function: protein binding.
AUUUAACAGGUCAAUUUAACUACAAUAUUUAGUAGUUGUAAAGUUAAACUAAUACAUUUGUCUUGAUGGAGGAUAUACAAAAUAAAAUUUCUAAAAGCAAUCUAGGACGAUGCUUUAACAGAACAAGAAGGAGCUGAAGAUACUGUAUAAAUGCAAACGUAUUUCCCUGACGUGUCCAUUCAUCUUUCAAACGUCCUUGAUGAAGUGGGUUUGGACGAGGGGACACUUAAUACUCGACGAAGGACGAGCAGUCUGCAAGAGAGUGCAGUUACGUUACAACUAGAACAGGGCAACUCAAAGUCCAUGCGCUGUCACUAUUUUGGAAGUCGAACGGAAGGGACAACUAUACCAGGAUUGAACUCUGACCUAGAUGUAGUGUUAUCAGACAACCAUGUAAACAUUAUUCAAAACAUUGAUGAAUCUGUAGAAUGUGACGAAGAAAAAGUGAGUAUGUUAAUGAUACAAGAUGACAGCGUACCACCAGGGUAUUGCCGCCUUCAGGUUUUAAAUUGUGAUACUGUGGAUCAAUAUUAUCUUGAAAAAUGUACCUUCGACAAUAAAGGCAAACGGUUGCUAGAAAAUGUCAUCAUUCAUCAUAUGGACAUAAACUGCAAAGAGGGAUUCGUACGCAAUGGCCCGGCCACCACAAAUACACGUUCUAACAUAGACAGAGUUUCGGCUUUUCUGUGUCGGUCAUGGUCAUACAAAGCAAUAUUUCCGGCUGUAUAUAAUAUAUGGAUUAAAGAAAUGUUUAGAGAUAUAAUACAGAGCGGAUGUUUUGUUGUGCCAACAGGGCAUUGCUUGAGCGAAGAUGAAAAGCUUGAAUGGCGAAUUUCUACAUCUUUUGCCGAAAGAAUUCUUAUGCGAAAUAUGAACGUGAUACAAAUAAAAUGUUUUGUGAUGCUAAAAUUAAUAAUCAAAGCAAGCAUAGAACCUCUGCUAGGAAAGUGUGUAACAAGUUUUCAUUGUAAAAAUGUGUUUUUCGUGUUGUUUGUACAUUUACCAUUAACGAUUUGGAAAAAUGAAAAUUUGAUCUUUUGUAUUAAACUUGGAAUUAAUUUACUGCAGUGGUUUAUACGGUGUAACAACAUUCCACAUUAUUUUCUACCUUCAAACAACUUGCUGGCUGGACGUCUUAACAGAAAAUCUCGACAACGCCUUUUGCAAAUAUUAGAUGAUAUGGUACGCACUAAUAUCCGUGUAAUACUGGAAAUAAGAACUGACAGUGUUGGAGACCGUUUGCUACAAAGACUUAAUUGUCUGCCCGCCCGUCACAUAAAGUAUACAAACGUAUCAGUCAAAACUGAAAUAUUUAGUGAAGUUUUGUGGUUCACAUUUUAUCUUAUACACAGCAAUUUUCUAAAGAUGUUGAAGUUUAUAAUGUCAGAUCAGUACAGCGUUAUUACAAAUAUAAGGCGGUUUCUCUUAAAACUUUUAAAUGUGAAGAAAGGUAAUGAGUCAGUGGAAGCUGUAGUGAAAAUGUUGAGCACAUGUUUAGACACUACGACAGGUUCAGUAAUAGCAUCAAUGAAUAUUUCAGAAAGCCAACCUUUGAAUGGUCUAGCUUACAAAUAUCUAGAGAGCGGUAUCGAAUCAGACGCGAUGUCUGGCAGACUAAAACUGAUUUGUGUAUACCUUUGUACUGAAAAGUACGAAAAAGCCUCUAAAAUGCUUCAAUCUAUUGAAGAAAAAUAUGAAAUUAACACAUUGCAACCAGUGUGUUCAUGUUUGAACAAUGUGAAGUUGCGAGGGCGUGGUCAAGGAUUUCGUUUCCCUGUUGACAUUUUAUUUCACACAGUAGAAUGGUGCCUUGCAAACCUUGUAUCUUUCCCGGUCGUUUUCACGCGUGCAGAGAUCAACUGUGUGCCUCACGCUUUACGGCACGAGUUUUAUCGGUGUACAGAAGAGGAACUUCAAUGUCUUGACGAAGGAAAGGAGUGGACGAAAUUCGCCAUCAUCGACCCACUCCCCCUUUUUCACUUUUUACAGUAUAUGACUAACAAACAAUUGCAGAAUGGACCUGCCCAGCAAAUGGCUCUUGAAAACUUUACACACACCGCGUUUAGAGACAAGUAUCUUAUCCAUGCAGAUGCUGCUCUGAAUGUACUUGGUCAGUGUAUGGAACUAGAAGGGAGAUACCAAGACGCGUUUGGUUGCUACAUAGAAUCACUCAAUGAAAGACCGACCCAUAAUAGUGCUAAAUGGCAUAUUUCAAUUCUUAUCUGGAAAACAAUACACGAAAAGUUUGAAAGGUAAUAUAAACGCUCUAAGAUAACGUGCACGACUUUCUCGGGAAGAAAACAAAUAGACUUUACACAAAACACCUCAAUAUUCGAGAUUCUUUCUAAAACUUGUUUGAAAAUUGCAUAUUUGGACAAAAACAUUUCUAUAAACUGUCAUGUUUAAAUAUGUUACCGUU